UUUUUUUUUUGGUCUACGAAGUUACUAGAUCUAUAUAACAGUUUGAUAACCACUGCCACUGCGUAUUUACCCCGUUUAGAUUUAGCUAAUUAACAAAUUAGCAUCGAAGCUCGUGUUUAGUAAGUGUUCUUGGUGCUUAUUCAGUUACUGCUAACCUGGACAGCUUCCGUUUGCCCGGUGAUUGUUUAUCGAAACAUUGAAUGCACCUUGUGCGAUUGUCUGGCUAUAGAAUAUCAACACCAACACAUAGUGACAUAGCAGAUGUUCCUUCAGAGUUGAAAUAAAUGGGCGAAACCUCUUGCAAGAUGACGGGGAUGGCAGUGGACACGUAUGAAUCCUGGACCAUCGAGGCCACCCAAUGGCAAUCCAGCACACAUACCACAUGGCCAGGCAGCUUUUUCAUGUUUUGGAAUAGCUACAAGGCUGCAGAGAUCUGAAGCCAGGGUUUUAUGGCUCUAUAAUAAAAACUAAAAUGUAACUCUUUGAGCUAUUCCAACUUACCUAGAUAACAAUAAGCUGUCAAAUAGUGUACAGGAGACUAACUUUGAAAAUAAAGACCUCUGCUUUAACUUAGGUCAAUCCUUAGCCAAGAUAAAUCAGCAAUAUGCUCCUGCAAAAGGAUAAUACAUUUUUUCAAAAGAAAUAGAAACUAAUGAAGACUGUUGUGAGGAUGGUGCCAAGUUUGAACAAUGACCGCCAUCAUCUUCCCUGUCCUCCAGUUGUGGUCUUAAACUUUAUAUCUAAGAAAAACAAACAGAACCAGACUUUUUUAAUGCUAAAUAACAACCAGGCCAGUACAAUUGUCUACUGAAUAUGUUAGGGACUUGAUGGUAAUGUUUUGAAUCAUUCAGUGUGGAAUCAAAUGUAUCAGUGAUAUUCAAACUAUAAUCCAUAGGCCAUAUUCAGCGAGUGACAGGUCUUAACUGGUCACUUGAAAUUCUCGCUAUGCAGAAUGAAGCAGAAAAGACUUAAUUCAUUGAACACCACAAUUUUGUGUGACCUGUGACACACAUAUUGCACACAUGUGGCCCCUAGAGCAAACAAGAUUCAGCACCAUUGUAAUACAUAAAGUUUGCAAACCAACAUAAAUUCUUUUUUUGGAUCUGAGAACAUUUAAAAGUAUCUGACACUAUUCAACACUUUCUGACAGCCGAAACUUUGCAAAAUACAUGGUUACAAGGAGUGUUCCUUAAAUGUGUGUAUGUUAAAAUAAAAAUUUUUGCUGUCUCGUGUAUUUCAAUGAAGUGUGAUUUAUCAGUAUAUUGUAACAAGUUCUGCGUUUCAACUAUUUUGCUAAAAAAAUUAAAUGUACUUUUUUCCUUUGAAGUUGGACUUUUUUUUUUCCUUUGAGUACAAUACUCAUAAUAAUUUUUAUCAUAAUAAAUCAUUUUGAUAUUUACAUAAUUUAAGCAUUUGUUUGCCUUUAGAUGUAUAAAAGUUAAUUUUGUAAAGAUUUUUUUUUAAACUAAUUAAAUAAUGAUACUUUUGAAUGUUUUUGGUACUAUAAAUGUCUUGUUGUAUAAACUAUAUAAAUAUCUUUUCAAAUAUAUAUGUUUUAUCCUUUUUAGAAAGGCAUGUAUAGGAAUUUUUAAUAAAAUAAAAAUUUAGCCACUUUUGUUGCUAAAAAGCCAAAACUUUAUAACAUUUUUAUUGUAAAGGAAUCACCUACCGAUAUGUCAUUGUCCCGAAAAAAAACUUUUAUCUGGAAACUUUUUUUAAAGAUGUUGCCUGGUCAUGUGAUAUGUGUUCUAGACAUGUAGAGGUCUAGAUGGUCUGUGUUCAAACCCUGCCCGAUUCGAUCAUGUUGUCCUGCAGAAGACCUUCAAAUCUUAAGGAAUAUCUUAAAUGUAAAACUUUUUACAAUACUGGUAAUUGAUAUUUGGAUAUAAUGGACUUUACCAUUGACUAAUAACUAAUGAAGAGUGAUGGGUUUCUAAAUAAUUUUUUUCCCUUUUUCAAAGAAGCAAAGCUCAUCACGUUUCUAUUCCUCUAUAAGAGAAGCUUUGCAAGUUUUUUUCUUUUUUUUUUUAGUGAUAGUGAUCCUUGAAAAUUAAAAAAAAACAACAAAAGUGUUGAUACUGAAGUACCUUUAAAAAUAUAUUCUUUUGUUAGAGUUACUGUUCUUUACUUAGGAUUUAUACUAGACUUUUCAAAACUGGAAAUAGUAAUUAUUAACUUAAUGCCAACAAUAUUAGUCUUUUUAAUUAUAAACCUCUCAAUAAAUAUCACAUAUAUAUGUAAAUAUAUUUAUAUAUUUAAAUAUGUAGUGCUUAUAUGUAAACUAUUACUAGGCAAUGUUUUAGUUAAGAUGUGCAGAUUUCAAGCAAGGAGAGGUACAUCUGACAUGAUAUUUGUCUUGCCUCAAAUGCAGGAAAAAUACAGGUAGCUAAUUUGUAUGCUGACUUUACCGAUCUCACCAAAGCUUUUGAUACAGUGAGUCGGGAUGGCUUGUGGUGGAUUCUAUCUCAGCUCGGAAGCCCUCCAAGAUUCAUUGCUAUUCUGAAGCUACUGUAUACUGGUCAAAAUGGUUAAAUCGGAUAUAAUGGGGACCUGUUAGCUUGUUUCUCUGUAGAGAAUGGUGUGACGCAAGAUUGUGAAGCUUUAGACAGUAAAGGAAUCCAUCCUAGACCUAAAUCAGGCAACUCUACUUCAAUGCCCUGCUGGAGUAAAACAUGGCCAGUUAUCCGGCCAGAGCUGGAAAUGAGCUCCUGUGCAAACUUAGCACUCUUAAAGCUAUUGAUCACAAAGAUCCAUUCUAAAUAUAUAAACUAUGUUAUUCAGAUAUCCCUUAGCGGAAAUGCAAAAAGUCAGCUUUCUCUCCAAUGUUCACUGGACCUGACAGAGAAUCUGGUAUUGAAAUCACUGAAUCCAAAUCUAGUUGCAGCCAAAGUGAGCGAAAGUGUGAAAAAUCUUAUUCAUCUACUAUGCCAUCACAAAAAAACCACUCUAAAAGCACACCCAUAGCCACAGAAUCUACCCAGAAAUACCAGCAGACGUCGACCACUGCAACUAAUGCCAACACCUCAAACACUACUAGACUCAACAAGACUACAAAUCCAACCUAUUCAACUAAUGCUGAUGCCCCAAACACAACCAGACUUAACAAGACUACUGACCCGACCUAUUCAAUUAAUGCCAAAGUUACCCCCACAUUUGUUCCAAACCAGUCUACAGCAGAACCUAAAGGCUCAAUGGAAGAAAAAAUGACUAUGGUCAUUUCUAUUUGCUUAACUAUUUUUAUUGCUGUUGCAUUGGUUUGUACUGGGAUUGUAAUUUAUAUUUGGAAAAGAGGAUUCAAGUUCAGUUCAGGCUCGUCAACAGCUGUUCAAUUGAAUAUUCAAAGCAAUGCUGUGGUCUGCACCUCCAAUGCGACCACCUCCAAUGCUGCUGAAGAAAUAGAGAUAGCGAACAGUACAGAAGAAAACCAUGUUUAUGACUCAGUAAUAUAUACAGGAUAUCAGACCUUCCAGCCCAAGACUUCAGACGACCUAACUGAAACGAUUAAUUCAAAUGCUUCAAGUAUUUCCGACCUAAGUAUCCAGCCUGAAACAUCGGAGAGCCUAACUGAAAGUAUCCUAACCAGUAUUGCUGACCAAACUUUCCAGCCCAAGACUUCAGAGAGUCAAACUGCAACUGUUAGUCAAACCUCUACCUGUGCUGCUGACCAAACUCCAUGAGAUGGACAGUUGUUUUGAAGGGACUCAGUUGAGUUGCAGCUUUUCUGAAAUGUUACUUGUGAAUUGCAUAAUCAAACUAUUUACUGAGGAUAUAAAGUACUCAAGUUAUUACCUGGAUGUAACACUUGUUAUUUACCUAAAAUUAGGACAAACUAUUUGUUGCAAUUAAAUUUUGAAACAGUU
Messenger RNA from Biomphalaria glabrata, 3860 nucleotides. RefSeq lists its product as uncharacterized. The transcript has 18 exons. The record is from RefSeq and is a predicted model, not a curated record. Bases 2823 to 3677 code for a protein of 284 amino acids. NCBI's taxonomy places the organism in Eukaryota, Metazoa, Mollusca, Gastropoda, Planorbidae.